AUGGCCGUGCAGUCUGUCUUUCAGUACAAUCAGUGUGAUAUGUGCUCCUGUGAAAGAAAACCUGGGUCAUCAUUUCUUCCCCCAGCAUUCCAUCUUCGGUGUUUUGAAAAUUUCAGUUGGUCAUCGUUCAAAGUACCUCUAGUACUGAAAGACAUCACCGUUUUUUGCUCAACAACCUUCAUCGAGAUUUUCUUUUGGAAGAACCAAGCACUCGUCCCCACUUUUCUUUGGUUGUCGUCGUUAUUGGCAAAGGAAUGCUCCACCGUGCUUGGAAAUACCUCGUCAACAUCUAUAUUUAGCUUUGGCUCACCAGCAGGAAAAGAGGCUGAUUCAAGUUCUGUUGAAGUUCGUUUUGGUAUCCCACAAAAAUAUGAAUUUAAUUUUAGUGGUGUUAGACCUCGCAGUCGUACAAAAACUCCAGUGUGUCCAAAAUCAUCAUCUAUACCAUCAGAUGUUGUUCAGCCUGCUAUUCCUUUACCACCAAAGGUUGAAACUGGAGAAGAAAAUGAAGAAGUUAUGUUUUGCAAACGAGCACGGUUAUUCCGCUUUUUUGCUGGAGAGUGGAAGAAACGAGGUAUAGGGAAUAUGAAAGUCCUUUUUGGUAGAAAUUCAAAGAAAGCCCGUUUACUAAUGCGAAGAGAUCAGGUUCUGAAAGUGUGCUUAAAUCAUCUUCUAAACAAAGAAAUUGUAUUAGAAUGGCGAGGUAACAAAUCUUUGACUUGGACUGCUAUAGACUUUUCUGAAAAUGAAGCAUCACCUGAAUUGUUUGCUAUUCGGUUUAAAACUAGUGAAUUGGCACAACAGUUUAAGGACGCUAUAGAUGAUGCAUUGAAAUUGAAUGCAUUGGCAGGUGAAUCGGAAGUGUCUAGUGAACAGGCUUGUACAACCACUAAAGUUGUGACAAACUUUUCAUUUAAAAGUGACUCUUCAGUUAAAACAGAACCUCCAUUUAAUGCUGGAUCUCUGUCAGCAUGUUUUGGAACAACUUUGCAGGGUAAAUCAUUAUUUGGAAAUUCGGCAAAUGUUUUAGGUACAACCGAAACUAAGCCCUCUUCAUCAGUGUCUCCAUUUUUCCAGACUGAUAAACUUGGCACAAAUUCAGUGUUUGGCCAGAAUGUGAAUUUUAGUACUAACAGCUCGAAAUCAAUUUUUGGAGGUCAUGGUCUUAAAUUUGGACUUGGUAAGUUUUGUGUUUCGUAAGACUUGAUUAAUAUUAUAAUUUGAUUAAUAAACUUGAUUAAUAUGCACUAAAAAUGAACUCAUUAGCAAAUGAAUAAGAUGUUUCUAGUGAACAGACUUCUACAGCCACAAAAGUUGUGGCAAACUUUUCAUUUGGAAGUGACUCUUCAUAUAAAACAGAUUCCAUUCAGAAACUAAUUUCCAUUCGGUGCUGAAUCUUUAUCAGCGUGUUUUGGAACAAAUUUACAGGGUAAAUCAAUAUUUGGAAAUUUGGCAAAUUUUUUAAUUACGACAGAAACUAAAGUCUUCUUCAAUAUCUUCAUUUUUCCAGUCUGUUAAACUCGGAACAAAUUCAAUGUUUGGUCAGAAUCUGAAUUUUUAGUACUGACGGCUCGAAAUCAAUUUUUGGAGAUCAUGGCUUUAAAUUUGAAUUUGGCAAGUUUUAUAAUACUUGAUUAAUAUUAAACCAGAAUUAAUUUUUCAUGUAAUGGUUGAUUGA
Messenger RNA from Stegodyphus dumicola, 1678 nucleotides. RefSeq lists its product as uncharacterized. NCBI's taxonomy places the organism in Eukaryota, Metazoa, Arthropoda, Arachnida, Araneae, Eresidae. The record is from RefSeq and is a predicted model, not a curated record. Gene Ontology annotation, biological process: intracellular transport. Gene Ontology annotation, molecular function: GTPase activator activity. Gene Ontology annotation, cellular component: nuclear pore; cytoplasm.